CAAAUUUUAGACACUUGUGUUUGUUGACAGAGAGAAAGUACAUGUGAAAAUUAAAACAUCUUUUGGAUAUCUUUUAGGGCCCUUGUAACAUCAAAAUGACCGCAGCAGCCGAGGUUAAAGAUCAACAACCUCAGAGUAACACCAGUAACAUCAAAGAUGGGCUGGCUGACAGGAAAAUAAUUGCGGAAAAAGUGACUGGAGUCGUGAAAUGGUUCAAUGUUCGAAAUGGCUACGGAUUCAUUAAUAGAGACGAUACCCAGGAAGAUAUUUUUAUUCAUCAAACUGCAAUUGUUAAAAACAACCCGCAGAAGUUUUUUCGAAGUGUUGGCGACGGUGAGAAGGUUGAAUUUGACGUGGUUGUUGGUCUCAAAGGCAAUGAAGCGGCAAAUGUGACAGGGCCAUCUGGUGAACCGGUUCAAGGAAGCAUCUACGCACCCGACAGAUCUCGGAACUUCGGGGGCCGGGGAUUCAGAGGCAGAGGAAGAGGACGUGGGGGGUCGAGAUUUUUCAACCGUACUCGAAGAGUAACAAACGAGAGUAGUGGCGCAGAAGGCGAAGAGAAAGGGGCCGGCGAUGAGAGAAGUUUCAGGGGGCGAGGGAGGGGAUUCAGGGGUGGAGGAUUUCCGCGCGGUGGGUUCAGGGGCGGGCCUCCUGGUCCCAUGCGGGGAAUGAGAGGCAUGCCUCCCCCGUUCCGAGGGGGAUACGGGCCGCCGAUGCAGCCUCCGCCGAGGUACUUCCGCGAAGACAUGAUGUUCGGUGGAUAUAAUCCAAUGAUGCCUCCAAGAGGUGGACAGCCGUUCAGAGGUGGCUUCCGCGGGGGACCCAUGCCCCCACCCCCACCCAGGGGUAUGUUCAGAGGGGGACCCAGUCGGGGAUUCUUCAGGGGACCACCCCCUCCGCCCUCGUUUUUCGAGGGACCGCCUGCAUUCUAUGCCGGACCACCUCCCCCAAGGGGAUUUCUGAGAGGCGGUGGAAGGGGCAGAGGCUUCCGCGGAGGUCGAGGGGGGUUCAGGAGGGGUCAGUCUGGAUCGGAUGGGGCAGAUGACCUCUAGGAGGAAAGAGAACUGGAGGAAAAACAACUUUUUG
This is a messenger RNA of Symsagittifera roscoffensis, 1086 nucleotides long. RefSeq names its product Y-box factor homolog. Gene Ontology annotation, biological process: regulation of gene expression. Gene Ontology annotation, molecular function: nucleic acid binding. Lineage: Eukaryota; Metazoa; Xenacoelomorpha; Acoela; Convolutidae. Gene Ontology annotation, cellular component: nucleus. The coding region runs from base 96 to 1052 and encodes 318 amino acids. The record is from RefSeq and is a predicted model, not a curated record. The transcript is spliced from 6 exons.